This is a messenger RNA of Melospiza melodia melodia, 5456 nucleotides long. RefSeq names its product vitrin (gene VIT). Bases 263 to 2503 code for a protein of 746 amino acids. The record is from RefSeq and is a predicted model, not a curated record. The transcript is spliced from 19 exons. Gene Ontology annotation, biological process: positive regulation of cell-substrate adhesion; extracellular matrix organization. Gene Ontology annotation, cellular component: interstitial matrix. NCBI's taxonomy places the organism in Eukaryota, Metazoa, Chordata, Aves, Passeriformes, Passerellidae.
GGGGACAGAGAGCAAUGUGCCUUUCACAGAGCUCGGAGCUUGAUGGGAAUGUUUGAUUAGCUCCUCUCUGAAAGAAAAAAGGUGUCCAGGCCUCCCUCUGCUGCCUGCCUCUCCUUCUCUAGAAUAAUGUUGGCUGGAGUUUGGGAUACAGAAAAGCUUGGAAAAAAACCCACUUUCAUACUGUGUGGAGAAAAGGAAUAAAAAGUUGCACACCUCCAGCAAGUGCUCCUUAGUGACACAUCCAGAUUUUGCUUCACUCACCAUGAGGGCCACAGUCAUUGCAACCUUCUUUGGUGUGUUUCUUACGUGUACAUACACAGCCAAGGAAGCCACAAAGAAGACAAAAAAGGCUAAGCUAUAUGUACCCCAGAUUGAUUGUGAUGUCAAGGCAGGGAAGAUAAUCAAUCCAGAAUUCAUUGCAAAGUGCCCUCCGGGAUGUCAAGAUGUAAAACACCGUGUUUAUGGCACAGACAUUUAUGCUUCUUUCUCCAGUGUCUGCAAUGCUGCAAUUCACAGUGGUAUAAUUGACAACACAGGUGGGAAGGUUCUUGUCCAGAAAGUCGCCGGGCACUCUGGUUACCGCGGGAGCUUCUCCAACGGUGUCCGGUCCCUGUCACUGCCGCGCUGGAGGGAAUCCUUCCUGGUGUCAGAGGGCAAGCCAAGAAAAGGUGUGUCAUAUCCUUCAACCCUUGAAUAUUCUUCUUCAAAAAGCACAGCUGUUAAAUCAGAGCCCAAAAAAACAGAGCAAGACCUAAAAGGUACGAAGAGUGCAGACAUCUCUAACACAUCAGAAAAGGCAUCAGAUCAAGGGGACACAGCCCGCAAAGAGCACCAGACAACUCCGGUGCCGACGCCAGGCACAGAAAUGGCCACCACCACCCCCACAGCGACCACCAUGACGACAGAGCCUUCCACCACAGUGCCACAGCCAACCACAGCCCCUGCAGCACCCAGAACCACAGCAGCUCCAGCCAAGGCCAGACCUGGACUGCACAGGGGCAGAGAUAUGGGUUCUAGCAGUGUCCACCCAGCAUAUGCAUCUGUGGUAGCUGCAGCAGCAAGACAGGUUCAGGCCGCACAAGGAAGAGGACAGAAUACAGCAUUCAGGGGCACUUCCACCUCUGCAAGUAACAGGAAUAUUUUACUACACAAUACAGGUGCUCAGCACCAAGAACCUGCUGCCACCUUCCAGAGCGCUGCCAGCUCUCCAGUCCACCUGGCAAUGGAAAUAGACUCAUGGAAACCUGGACUGAGCCUUUUUGACACAGGCUUCAGUUCAAAGGAAGAAUUGAAUCCAAAGCCGCUGGAAUCCAUCUCUCAGGGGAAUCAGAAUUGCAAGGUUGAUUUGUCCUUCUUAAUGGAUGGGAGCUGGAGCAUUGGCAAACGCCGCUUUCAGCUCCAGAAGCGGUUCCUUGGUAACGUGGCUCAAGCCCUUGGCAUCGGCAGUGCAGGUCCUCUGAUGGGCAUUGUUCAGUAUGGGGAUGACCCUUCCACAGAAUUUAACUUAAAAACUUAUGCCAACUCCAAGGAUCUAAGGAAUGCCAUUGAGAAAAUUCAACAGAAAGGGGGACUUUCCAAUGUUGGGAAGGCACUUUCAUUUGUUAACAAAAACUUCUUUCUGGAUGCUAAUGGAAAUCGAGGUGGAGCACCCAACGUGGUUGUAGUGAUGGUGGAUGGGUGGCCAACCGACCGAGUGGAAGAGGCCUCCAGGCUGGCCAGAGAAUCAGGGAUCAACAUUUUCUUUGUCACUGUUGAAGCAGCUGCUCAAAGUGAAAAGCAGAAUGUUGUUGAACCAAACUUUGUGGACAAGGCAGUGUGCAGGACAAGCGGUUUCUAUUCCAUCAACGUGCCCAGCUGGUUCAGCCUGCACAAGGUGGUGCAGCCCCUGGUGAAGCGGGUGUGCGACACCGAGCGCCUGGCUUGCAGCAAGACGUGCCUCAACGCCGCCGACAUCGGCUUCGUCAUCGACGGCUCCAGCAGCGUCGGCACCGGCAACUUCCGCACGGUUCUGCAGUUCGUGGCCAACAUCAGCAAGGAGUUCGAGAUUUCGGACACCGACACGCGCAUCGGGGCCGUGCAGUACACCUACGAGCAGAGGCUGGAGUUCAGCUUUGACAAGUACAGCACGAAGCAGGACGUGCUGAAUGCCAUCAAAAGGAUCAGCUACUGGAGCGGGGGCACCAGCACGGGAGCAGCCAUCAGCUACGCCUCGGAGCAGCUGUUCAGCAAGUCCAAACCCAACAAAAGGAAGAUCAUGAUUCUCAUCACAGAUGGCAGGUCUUACGACGAUGUCAGCGUGCCAGCCAUGGCAGCUCACCAAAAUGGAGUCAUCGCUUAUUCCAUUGGAGUUGCUUGGGCAGCCCCAGAUGAACUGGAAGCCAUUGCAUCAGACCCCGCUAAGGAGCAUUCCUUCUUUGUGGAUGACUUUGACAACCUCUACCGCUACGUUAAUCAGCUCAUCCAAAACAUUUGCACAGAAUUUAAUUCCCAGCCACGGAACUGAUGGACUCCAGCAAGGCAGGACCCUUGGGUGCUGUGCUGAAGGCAUGACAAGUGCCACAGAAAUAAUGCCAGUCCUCAGUUCAAGAAACACUGGAGGUGUUUCCCUCUGGUACUUUCCAGUCAGCAAGGUUGAUUGCAGCUCUGUCCCUGUGCAUGAUAAUGCUCGUGUAGACUGUUGAUUUUUAUUUUUUUUUUUGUUGUGGGCAUCAGAAACUCUGAUUUACAUGGACAGCAGAAGAGGCAGUGAACAUGGAGGAAAUAACUGCAGCUCUUUGAAGAGCUGCUUCCAGCACAGAGCCCCAGUUUGCUCAAUUCUCACCUUUGGACACACACAGGUUCCUUAGAAGUGCCACCUGCUCCCUGAAGUGACCAGGUCCCUUCAGGGAGUGGCCAAGCUGCUGAGCUGCUGUGGUAGAAACACCUCAUGUGGCACUGCCUGCCAGAUGACACACAGAUCAGGGCUCAAAUACCAGAUGGAGGGGGAACACAACUUGAGUACCUUCUUAAAAGCAGGUAUUCUGUCCACACUGCUGUCUUGUCAGAAAGUUAAGCUUCAGCUAGUGUCAACUGAAGCACUGGGAUUUAUCCAAACCCUGAGAAACUGGAAAGCAAGAGAGAGGAAAGGUUCAAACCCCAGGACCCUACAACUCUGCCUCCUUUACAACCCUAAAAGCCCAAUAAAGCCCCAGAUCCACAGAGCAGCCAACAUGCAGGAACUGGAAUCUAGUCUCCCACAACACUGGAUUAAUUACUUGACCUUGAGAUGUGUCUGUCCCCUCAGCUUCUUCCUUCCCUCUUGGAUGGUUCAAGGCCUGCAGGACCACCGGAGUGUUGCCAGGACACAGGAGACUCUGAGAAAAACUGUGGGUUUAAGCUGCUCACAGUCACUAAAACAUUUAAACUCAUCACUCUGUCAUUAAACCAACACUCAGAAGUGCAGUCUCAGUGUCAGGAGAGCUAUUCAAGAACAAUUAACAGGAUUUAAGAGGGAAUUAUCUGAAGUUCUGUAUUGUACACUGGGAAAAGCAGAAUUUCAAGCCUUUAGAUACUCUCCCUCAAAUUUAGGACCGGCUUUUCUUUUAUGGACUGAUUUCAAAAUGUACCUAUUACAGCCCUGGAUCUGUCAGAACACACAGUGGUUUCUUAAGUGAAGAACUACCCAUGUCACUAGUCAGUGCAGGAGGAUGGACACACUAGGAGGACCAAAAAAACUCCACUCUAUUUAGGAAGCAGCAGUUGCUGGUUAUGUUCCAUCCAGUAUCAUUAAAGAAAAUACAUUCAUUAAGCAAAGUUAUCAAAGGAGCCAAUAAAAACAUGAGUGUUCACACUCCUUACAGCAAUCAAAGCCAUGCUGUGCCAGGCUUGUGGAACUAACAGGAAAUGGAAAGAAAUUAAAACUCAGAUUUCCUAUAUUACUUGCAAAUCAGGCUCUUAACAGCAUUUAUAGUUUUAAUAACCAUGAGCCAAGAUAUUUAUUAGCCACAUAAAUUCUAAUUGAAUUGCCAUAGGGCAACUCAUUUUAUCAGCAAAAGUAGCACUAUUUUUAAAAUCAUUAUGUUUGGAAAUAUGACUGAAGUAGCUUAUAACCUGUCAACUAAGUAAGCACAACACAAAUUAAUGAAAACAGCAGAUUUUGCAUGAUCCCCCUGGUGGGGUAACAUAAGCCAGGCUGGGGUCCUCUCAAGAGGUUAUCAAAACCAAUUUUGGAUGAAGCAGUGGUUUCACACAGUGAAAGUUCAUCACUUCCCAUUAGAAGAAACAUUAAGUUCCAGCUUUAACUGAGUAUCACAAAUUCAACCAUUCUAGCCAGACUGAAAGCACAGGACACUGUCAGCAUCCACAAAUAUAUUUGUAUGCAGAGUUUUUACCACUAAGCUCAGCUGCUGCACUUCACUGCAAUAGCUUUUGGCUUGAAAAAAUUAUUAAGGACAGAGAGUUAGGCAUGAGGCAUGAGCAGAGCAACUCCUGAUAUCCCCCAUCUCCUGACCCAGCUCCUCACUACCCUUCUGCUGAACACAUCUUUCUCUGUCAACAGGGGACAUUACAUGGCUUGGACAAAACUCAAACCCAUUAACUGAAUUUACUGGGGACUUCAGUUCAGACACCAGAUUUAUUGUCUAAAACCUGUUUGAUUUGGGGCUGCCUGAGAAAAAGGCCUUAAUCCUAACUUACGGUUACCCUUAAUACUGUGGUUUAAUUUUUAAUGCAGCAGCUCACCACCACAAAUUGUUCUCCAUACUGAAUGUACUCUUGCAGCACCGAAGAUUGGUACCCUGCAGAGACUCCCCAAUGCUUCACUUGUGCAGUGGUGGCUGAGACAUUGGGAGCAGCUAGAGCACACGUGCUCUUUAGGAUGUGCUAAGGGAUAUAUGCAUAUGGGACAUAAUUUUUUCCUAAAGCUUAAAGUUUAAGCAAUGACAUUAAGCUUUCAAAUGCUUUUUCACAGGAAAGUUGCACAGCUAUAUUUUGUCAAGCAUUUAUAAGGGACACGUCAGGGUUUGUUGUUCAAAUGGUUUAUCUUAAGUUUAGAGAACAACUAUGGUGCUUGUUUCUCAAUGUGCAUUUUUAUUUACUUCUUGGGACUAUCUUGAAAUUGUCAAUACUCAAACCAUGAAAGUGGUUUAAUCCAACUCUCAUCUAAACAUAGAUGUCCUAUUCAUAAGCACCGUAAACAUAAGUGGAAGUAUCAAAAUUUUGAAUACACCCUUCCAUGCAAUCACAGAACACACUCCUCCUCACCUUUACUUUUCAUAGCACUCAAAUCACUUGCCGCCUACUAAAGUCUCUAAAUACUGUUUGAUUAAAAAAACAAGUUACCUUACAUAUAUAGAUAAAUGUUUAAAGAGGUAUAUUUGUUUGAAGAAAGCAGAACUCCUUCUGUAACAUAUACAAGCUAUUUUGAGCUUAUCAACAUAAGUUGCUAUAUCUUUUGCAAUAAAAUUGUCUUAAAGGCA